This is a messenger RNA of Cephus cinctus (wheat stem sawfly), 4904 nucleotides long. RefSeq names its product hillarin (gene Hil). The transcript is spliced from 12 exons. The record is from RefSeq and is a predicted model, not a curated record. The coding region runs from base 1050 to 3539 and encodes 829 amino acids. NCBI's taxonomy places the organism in Eukaryota, Metazoa, Arthropoda, Insecta, Hymenoptera, Cephidae.
AUGGCCGUUCUCCGAUGCUCAGACGGUCGCAGGACCUCGAGCGAGUAGGUGGUAUUACCGGUUUGGCCGCGAGUGUUAAACAGCCGUGCCGGAUCGUUUCUCGAGCAAGGUGUUUCGUAGGUUUUUCUCGAAAACACGAUCAAGGGACAUAGUCGUAGAAUUCGUGAAAAUUAAAAUCGGCAAUUCGUUAAAUACAACGAGAAUUCCGUCGCGUCAAUAAAGUUAAUGACGAGUGAAAAGUCCGGCGAUUUCUCUCAAGACUCGAUACGGUUAUCUCCUUGCCUUUUUUCCUAUUUUUUCUCUCUUUCUCUUCAAUUCUCUUUUAUUUUCGGCCUCUUUCUCUCUCUUUCUCUCUCUACUCCUCGUGUCUACUUAUCUCUAGUCUAUCCCUUUCCAAUAGACUCUGUUCUCUCCUACCUCUCUGUGCCCAUGUCAAUCGAAGCUGGCCGAUCGUUCAAGAACUCUCCCGAUUUGCUCUCACCACGAUUUCAUUCUGAGAACGAAGUUAACUUGCAAGAAUAGUGGGCCGCGUGGCCCCCUGACUUGAGGAUUUCGAUGCGCGAACAAGAGAGCUCGCCUCCUCGAGACCUUCCUACACUCGUGUCCUUGGAACCAAGUGCCAAAGAAGGAACAGGUGUUCCCUUCGUUUAGUGCAAACGAGACCCAAAAAUUGCUGGGUAGUUUUUUUUUUUUUUUCCGGUGUGAGAAUAGUUGCAGUGAGUUUUCUUGUGCGGAAUUGUUUUUAUUUUCCAUCAUUUUUAUUUUUCUUCAUAAACCUUUUCACACCUAACCGUAUAUACUGACGUGAUCAAGCAGCGUAUACAUAUACGUAAUUUGUGAAUACGGAUUCUACGCAUUAAUCUUCUUCGGAGGUUCAAAGAUGCUCGAGUAGGUCCAGGCUCGUCAACGUAAUAGACAGAAGCUGUUAAAAAGUCACGCAAGACAUAGGAUAAGGAAGGGCGAAAAGAAAAUACUAAGAGAAAAGGAUUUUCACUUGUGUGAUUUAACAGACAGAAAAUAAAGAAAAAAAAAAAAAAAAGAAGGAAACAAUGUACCGACCAAACUUUUACGAGAGCACGUGCUUGCGCUGUGCACAGACUGUCUAUCAAGUCGACAGGGUGGGUCCUUUGAAGGACUUCACUUUCUUUCACGCAGGGUGCUUCAAAUGCGCUAUUUGCGGUACCAAGUUGACCCUCAAGACAUAUUACAACAAUCAGCACACGAUUAACGACAAGGAAGUCUACUGCAGCAGUCACGUGCCAAAACCUGGUCCAGGUACUCUCGAUGGAUCCAGCGUGGGAAUACGAAGUGCGCUGAACGUACCCAGAAGUGGAUACGUCAAUGAACAAAUCAGGGCUGGAGGCGCAUCGCCACGAGGUGUUUAUCCACCUGGAUACGAUCAGGUGGAAUCACCGAAUUACCCCAGACACUUAAAUGGCCACGGUUCACCGCCUCCGGUCAAUUCGUCUCAUCGAGAUUUUCACACGAGUCCUGGUGGCGCGUCGUCCCCCUACAAUCACAAUUACUCUGGGGAUGGUUAUCAGUAUGGCAGAUUCGACGCCAGCGCCCUUCACAUCGCUCACGCCCUCAAGCAAACUGAACUACAAAAGGGAUAUAGCAAAGCACGCGAAAAACCCAUCGACUACUACUUGGACAGAGAUGAGCAAACGCGUCUGGAGAUGAAACAUCGUAAGGAGGAAGAUGACCUAUAUCGAAAAUUCGCAUAUCAUCGCGAGGAGGAGGACAGAAGAAUUCGCGAAGAAUUUAGGGACGAAUGGGAAAAGGAGCUGGAGCGAUUAUCAGCGCGAUGGGAACGCGACAGGGGUGGACGAGGACGAAAUCAGCAGUUCCAACAGGAGAAGGAUGAUCUUGAGAAGAACAUGACACUUCGCAGGGAUAAGAAGAAGGAGAGUCUUACGCGUAAGAUGCUGGAGCAUGAGAGGGCAGCGACAGCAGCGCUGGUCGAGAAGCAGAGUUCUGAGAUGCUGGAAUUGAUAAACGAAGCAAGAAGUGAAUAUAUGCUUCAGGAAAGUCUUUACCUUGACGAAGGAGAUGGAUAUGCCCAGGAGGCGCCACCUCCGCCCUAUCCAUCCCAGGCACCUCCACCUCAACCUCCAGCCUUGGCCAAAUAUCAUAUCUACAAUGAUCCCCUUGAGUUUGCUGAUAUGGACCAAAUAGCUAUAUCGGUUGCACAAGAGGAUCAAAAGACAUUCACCGACCUGGUACGACAACUAGUAAGCAGAUGCGGUUCCGACAUAGAAAAAGCUCGAACAAUCUUCAGAUGGAUAACUGUGAAAAAUUUGAACACCAUGCAAUUCGAUGAUAACCUACGUGGCGACACUCCCAUGGGUCUUCUUAGGGGGAUAAAACACGGCACGGAAAGUUAUCACGUUCUCUUCAAGCGACUCUGCAGCUAUGCUGGGCUCCACUGCGUGGUCAUCAAAGGAUACAGCAAAUCAGCUGGUUAUCAACCUGGUGUACGUUUCGAGGACAAUAGAUUUAGAAACAGCUGGAACGCCGUCUAUGUUGCCGGCGCUUGGAGAUUCGUUCAGUGCAAUUGGGGGGCGCGACAUCUUGUCAAUGCCAAAGAGGUUCCUCGACCUGGACAGUCUAAAGGAAAGAGCGACAGUCUUAGGUACGAAUACGAUGAUCAUUACUUCCUGACUGAUCCACGAGAAUUCAUUUACGAGUUCUUCCCCGUGCAGGAAGACUGGCAACUUCUUAAACAACCAAUCUCCCUGAAAGAUUUCGAGGAGUUACCGUUCGUGCGGUCACUCUUCUUUAGGUACGGACUCUAUUUCCCGGAUACGAAUACCAAUGCCGUCAUGUAUACCGAUUCCACGGGGGCAGCAACAGUCAGGAUAGCAAUGCCAGCACAUAUGCAGUCUUCUCUCAUCUUCCAUUACAAUCUUAAAUUUUAUGACAGCGAUGGCGACGGUUACGACGGUAUAUCCCUCAAGCGUUUUGUCAUGCAGUCGGUUGUGGGAAAUAUCGUUGCCUUCCGCGUUCACGCACCUUGUUCCGGCGCUUUCCUUCUGGACAUCUUCGCAAACGCCGUCACGCCAAAGGAAUAUCUUACUGGUGAACCAAUGAAAUUUAAGAGUGUAUGUAAAUUCAAAAUUGCCUGCGACGAACUUCAGACCGUCAUGGUGCCUCUGCCUGAUUGUGCAAGUGGCGAAUGGGGACCUACAAAAGCAACCAGACUCUUUGGCCUGGUACCGAUCACGCAUCAGGAGGCUCUGGUGUUCGCUGGCCGUGAAUUGGAAAUUCAAUUCCGCAUGUCCCGACCGUUAACCGACUUCAUGGCGACCCUUCACAAGAAUGGUAUCGAGGAGAAACGACUCUCCAAGUACGUGUCGCACUCGGUGGCCGAUAACGACGUGGUGACCUUCGCCAUUAAUUUCCCUGAAGAAGGCCAAUACGGUCUUGACAUCUAUACCAGAGAAUUGACUGCGGCUUCGCAGCACGAGACUUCCGGCGAGAAGCACUUGCUCACACACUGUUGCAAGUAUCUAAUCAAUUCGAGCAAGAGAAAUUAAUUAAGAGAGCAUCGUCUUUCGUUAUUCCUCCACGUAUAUAAAUACACAAUGUGUUUUUCUUUACGACUUGAAGAAAAAUUUCUUACGAAUAGACGCCAAAAAUUUCGUCUCACGUCCCCGAAUGAAUUGCAUGUCUUUUUUAAAUCUACUGAUGAAUAUUUUUCUGUCGUGGAUAUCGAUUCUUUGAUGUAUCAGUUGUAUCAAAUUGUAACGUUUUUGUAAAUGCUACGUGCUAGACGUUACUUUCAAUCGACAUCAAUGCAAUUAACGUUCGAUGAAAAUGAGGGGUAUAUGGAUUUUAAAAGUUUCUUAAUCUACGUCAAUAUCUCAUAAGCUGAUCCUGUUUAACUUAUCAUUUGAUCAUUCGGAGCCGAUUUGAUCAGCUGUCAAUUUAUUUAAGAUGCUGUCAAACUUUGACUAUUGUAUUUUAUAUAUAUAUAUAUAUAUAUAUAUACACACACAUAUAUAGUAUAUAUGCAGUACUUAAAAGAUUGAUUUUAGUAUUAUAUAUUUUUAUAUGAAAACAGGUGCUGACAAAUAUGUAUGUACAUCACAUUCAGUAUAGGCUGCGGGCCUGCCGAUUGUUCAUUACGUAUAUAGUUAUAUAUGUAUAAUCCUUUGCAAAGUCGUAUGAACGAUUUUCAGGUAAAUUACGGAAAUACGUAAUUUCGGGAAAUUUAAGAACGUCUUCAUGCUCGUAAGUAAUUCGAUCAAAGUUACAGUCAGACUUGAAAUUAUGUAUUAUUAUCAUUGGGAGAGAAUUUGGAAUUUUUUUCUUCUUAUUCGACGCAUUGAGACUCUGUAAAAGUAUUUUAUUGACGUUGGGCAGUGAUCAAGAAAAUUAUGUUAUUAACUAUGAAACUUUUAUAAUUUAUUAACAACGUCGUAACGUUCUUGAAUUCGUAUUUACCAUUGAAUAGAUAAGCAAUAGGAGAUUUAAUUGAAAGAUAUUUGCAAUAUGAUGUCUUGCACGACUAAUUGAGUAUGGAGGUCGACACUAAAAUUUCUAGACGAUCACAAUUAAUGGAGAUUCUAAUCGACUACGACGUUAAUUAAUAAUCCAAACAAUGAGAAGGAAUUAACGUGACAACGCUAUUACCGGUAAGAUUAACUAAGUAGUAAGAUGUUACGAGAUAAAAAAAGAAUGCUUCUAUCUAGUUCUAAAAUGUAAAUAAUCACACGACCGUUAAAUAAAUCUAGAUUUAGUAAAUUAAUCCGUAAUUAUACGACGCUUCGUUAGAAACGAUGCCAAGUCCCUCCUACGGGAAUUUUUAUAAUCUUUCCGAUGUACUCUAUCCUGUUCUGAAUUUUGUAUAACAUUAGAUUGCUAAUAAAAGAUUUAAUAUAUAGAACAUAUCGAUUCAA